UUUACCGUUGCAAGGCGCGUUGUGCGGCCGGACGUACGACCGUCACCCGCGCGCCGCCGGCAUUCUGAAGCACCGGCCUCCGCAACCUGCACCCACUGCCCUCACCACCCUGGACUUGCCACCGGGACUUUAUUACUGUAAUCGUUGUGUACAUAAGGGGUGUUAAUGGACUGAUUGAUCGAGCCUUGUUUUCUAACUUAGAGACGAAGUGCUACAACUCGUGAAUAUUUCACUGAAGUGCAAUUCCCAUUUCUGUUUCUUUAUUGGAUCGUCUCUAUAUCUACGUGUACCUAAAUAGCUGCCACAUGCGCAUAUUGAGAUUCUACAACAUUUCAAGAUAUGAUGGACACAAUAACUCGACAUAAAGCGUAUCGUUGUAGACGCCAAACGAGCUGAGUUAUUAACGAGCAGUCACAAGGUUGGGGUGAAUAAUGGGAAAGAGGAACGUUCGGAUCAAGAUUGCACACUCCGUUGGUCCGCCUAUUGUUGUUCACAUACUAGACACAUCUGAGUAGCAUCCCAGCCUACGCUUUAAGACAUUACCAGUUACCGCCGCACUAGCGACUGCCAAUAAAGUACAAGUCAUAUCGGGUUAUAAUACACGUAUUUUACUUAGAUGUAUUUAUUUUAGUACAAAGAACUGAACGUUGAUAUCGCACGAGAUUAUUUAAUGUGGUUAAGUUAUAAUAUUAACCGAGUUACUGUUCUCGGUCGUUUCGCCUAAACGGUAGUCAUGACGGCCACUGCUCCUGAAUUAUCAAAAUCAGACUUUUUUGAUUUUGUCACUUCUAACGAAGUAACUGACGCUCAAUAUAAACAACAGAUGCGAUCAGUUAAUGUCUUCAUGGAAUCGCCAGACUCACGCUCGAAUCCCUUACUAUCAGAGGAGCCAAAGGAACAAAACAACAACAGCUUACUGAGUGUAACCUGUAACCAAUCCUCUAGUAGCAACAGCAUGACCGCUGCAACUACGUCGAACCCCCUUCAAAGUUUUGAUUCUAUUUGGAACGUGGAUAGAGAUCGUGAUCGCUUAGAAACAGCCAUGUUGGAAGAUUUAAAUAAAUAUUAUUGGAAUCAAGACGCCGAUAUAAGUGCAACACAUACAUGUGCAGAUACUGCUAUUUCAAAUAAACUCAUAAGUAACAACACAGACGGUCAAAUUUAUACACUGACUGUCCUAAAUCAAGAUACUUGGGUAAAGGAUGAAGAUGUAUCCAUGUCCAGUCCAGCGGACAUAGAAACAAACCCUUCACUAGAUCUCGAGUCAAUAUUAAAUAUGAACGGUUUUCCACAUGACUUUAAUCAAGACACUCUGAAUCCCAAUAUAUUGCCAAAAGUAGAAAACUUUAACUAUGAAGAAAAUGAAUCUGAAAAUAGAAGUACGGAGUUGAGCACAAAUAGCUUAGUAAAAGUAGAAGCAUAUAAUUAUACCGAAACUGAAUUUCAAAGCAAUGACAAGAAGGAUGAUUCAACGCGUAGUCCUAUUAUUGGUACUUCAUCAUUAUUGGAUGCACAAGUUGAAUUUAAUAAUAACAAUAAUGAUUGGAAAUUGACGGAUCAGAAUACAGAAUCAAACGACUCUCUACUAAGAAGCGCAUUACAAGGAAAAGCCUUCAUAAGAUACAGUACGUUACAAAAGAAUGCUAUUACAAAAAUUGACGCGGAAACGGAACUAAAAAGAGUUAUUAUAAAUAACAAUAACAAAGCUGAUGUUCCUUCAAUGUAUCAAGAUACGAAAGAACCCGAUGCAGAGCUUCUCAUGUCAAUAGCACCGCAAAAUGGCAAUGUAAAUAUUUCAAUACUCUUAGAAGACCCGACAGCUACAGUAGUGGCAAAUGGUGACAAUUCAACACCUUCACAAAGCGUGGACGAUAUAUUGUUCUCUCAGCUUGAUGCUACAUACUCGGACGAUUAUGAAAAGUUAAAAAGAAUAGCGUCGGAAUUAGGUGAAUCGGUGCAACCGUUUUGUACUGUAGAGCCAAUAGAUCCUACGCGAAACGUCUACAAUAUUCAUCAUGUCAGUGGUGAAUUGGUGACGAUGAUACCAGCCGGUGAAGUCCAACUCUCCCAACACUUACAGAUGAUGACGGCGUCACCUACCGUUACCAGUACGAAAUCAAUGGGGAAAAAACACAAACGGUUUCCGAGCAAAAAUACAUCCCCCACAUCGCAAACCCAAUCUGGGACAGCGGUUCAAGCAGCAACGUCGACAUCUAACGGCGUGAGAAAAGAAAGAUCAUUGCAUUAUUGCUCCAUAUGUUCAAAAGGAUUUAAAGAUAAAUACUCAGUAAAUGUGCACGUUCGAACGCACACCGGCGAGAAGCCGUUCACGUGUUCUCUGUGCGGUAAAAGUUUUCGACAAAAAGCGCAUCUGGCGAAACAUUAUCAGACUCAUAUUGCACAGAAAAGUGCCGCUGCCAACGGUGCUUCAAAAACGACAAAACAAAGAUAACUGCCCAUUCCACAUUUUCAUUUUGCCUGAUAGUCAAUUAUUGUAUAUUGUCACAGUGAUAAUAAAUGUAUUAAAAUAAACGAAUCGCUGAAGGCUGAUCACACAUGAAUUUGGUAAGGUGCUAAAUAGUUCUAUAGACAAAUAAGGCGAGUGUAAGUGAUAUGAUUGAUAUGACACGUGUCCAUCAAUAUUUGACCGUUACUGUAUUUGUUAAUUUGUAUGUAAUUCCGUCCGUUACCGAUAACUUUUAGCUUUAGCUAGUAUAAAAUAGAUUAAUACUUAAGUUAUUUUUUGAGCGUAUUAAAACUUAAAUGUUUCAGAUGUAUAAUUUAUAAAUGUUUGCAAACGUAAGAAUUGUGUUACAAGUCUUAAGCUUUUACGUGUAAGUGUAUAAUUAGACUGCGAUGCUCUGCCGAAAGGUCUUUACUUGAAAGAACAAACUUUUCAUCGAUGGUAUUUAAGAUGCUUAACAAUUUUAGGAUUGCUUAUUACUUACUCGCACCAUAAUUUCUCUUGCGGCCAAUGUUAGAUACAGUGAACUUUCUAAAAAAUAGUAAAAAAAGCAAUGUAAAAGAACGAGCAUUCAUUGCCCACUGCUAUCUUUCACCGCUCAACUAUCGUAUCUCUACUUACUACGUAGUCUUGGUCUCAACUAUAUGGAUUAUUUUUCCUCAUGUCAGACCAUGAAUGCGAACGAUUCACUUUCGAAUACACAUCUUAAAAAUAAUAAUAACUCAGACAUUACAUUGACAUGGCAAUAUUUAGCUUGAUUAAUGUUAGUUAUUAUUUUCCGUAGCUGACAGUAUCCUUGUAAUUUCUCUAUAAUAACAUGUAUUAAAAUAACAAUGUAUUUUUCUUUACUAACCACAUAAACUAGGUAGUGCAGUGAAGGGUACUCUUAUGGCAAUAUUAAAUUGAUCCCUUUAUUUUACGAGAGGCGUGAUUACUCCCCGAUUGCUAUAAAUUUCCGAUACAAGAGGCGAUUCAAUCGCUUUAUUUUAAAUUGUUCUUCCUUUCUCGUCUAAUAAAUUGGACUUUCUUUGUUUCACUCGUGCACUUAAAACGAAGCCUCGCCUAGUUAUUACUAAGAUACUCCGAACAAUACUCAAUAAUUAAUGAUUUAUAUAAUCCUCAGAAUGAAAGUGAUACUAGAAUUUUAUUUCUAUUUUUACGAUGUUAUCAUUGUUUCUAUUAUAGUCAAACUGUCCAACCUACAGAAUGUCGCGCAGCGUGUUUUCUUAAUUUUAACAUAUUAUUGAUACUUUCUCUGAUUGUAACUAUUUUUCUUAUUAACAUUCUGGUUCGGUCAUUAACUUUGCAUAUUUUAUUUAAUAACGAUAAGUGGUUUAUCAAUUCUAACAAUUUUAACAUUAAUUAUAAACAUUACUAGUUUUCAAUACAACUUUACAAGUAUCAAGUUAUUCUGUAGGUCUUUGGUUUAACAAUAGAAAUGGAUCGUGACAAAGCAGUAUCGUAAAUGUUUAUCGCUGCGAUUUAAACACGUUCCAUAGAUAUACCUAUUUUAAAUUUCCAAAAUAAAUACUUUAAGACUUGUAAUUAUUUAGGGAGCAUGAUAUCUAUUACCUAUAUUAUGUUGAGAUUAUUUUAUAUAAUUCUGCAUAUUGAAUAUAUUAUGUAUCUUGCCAAUGUUGUUUGGUAAAAUGUGUGCUUACUAUAAGAACUUGACAACGAAACACUGCCUUGUGAUCUCUCUGCCUACACGAGAGACUAUUUUUCUUAGAAAAAUUUUUUAUUAUUAGAUACUUUUACCGACAGUGCGAAAUAUAUUGUGGGUAAAAUAUUUACUACGUUAAUAAGUAUUAUUUACUCUUCCUCUGUAAUGUACAAUUUGGAACGAAAUCAUGUUUUCGUAAUGUUUACACCAAUAAUAUUUUAAUACUCGUUUUACAAUUAUGUACUUUUUGGAAGCUUAUAGUUUUUUAGCAGUUUACGUGUAUUUGAACAUGUUUAUAUUAUUAAGUAUUUUUAAAUAAUACUCAAUCGUUGUAAAUAACAACUGUUCAAGUCUAAGGGAAAUUAUUUUGUAAUUUGUGGCGUAAACUCUACCACUUGUAUCUCAUUAGAUCAUAUCUGAAUUAGCGAAUUUAUAGACAUUAUAUUAUAAAUGUUAUAUGUAUAUUAAGCAAAUAAGAUUUUUGAGAGAUUUACCAGUUAGAUGUAAGAAAUAUGGCUCUACCUUAAUUAUAGAAUACAAUUCGCAUAAAUGGUUGUUAAUAUAUUAAACUUGUAAAAUAUUAAAACUAUCUAUUGUUUGUUUUUGGAUCUUAUUCGAGAAAUGGGAUUUAUUUCAUUACAAUCGAUUAAUUACUUAAUAUUGCAUUUGUUCCUGAGUUGAUUUUUAGAUUUUAUUAAAUCUAAUGUAUAAGAUUUUAAUGAUAGCUCGAUGUAUGAUUAAUAAUUUAAUGUAAUUGAUACAUUUUAUAGAGAAGGACGUGGAUGAAUUACUAUUGUAAUUAAUGUCGGCAUAAUGACGAACAGUUGUAAAUACUUUUUAAUUUAAUUUAUUUGGAAAUAUAAUUGCUCAAAUGUAAUCGUGAAAUUUAAAAAUUGUUCACUUCGUCCUUAGAUGCCGUCCCUGUACAAUAAUUUCAUUAUUUAUUUAUAGAUUUAUAUUUAAGACGAUAGAAGGAAAACGAAAAAGAUUUUAAUUUUGAUUUAAUCCGAGCUGUGAUUAUUGUUUAUGUAUGACUGUUUAACGAAUGCUACUUUGUGCUUGAAGUAACAGAAUCGUCACAAAAACGCGCUAUUCUUGUGUCGAUACUGCUACAAUCGUAGUCUUCCAACUGAUAAGGGUUGUAUUCGCACGAACCUUUUGUGGGACCUAUACGUUUCAGCGUUGCACAAAAUAAGAGUAAUCAUUUCCAUUGACCAUAUAUAAUUUAACUUUAACUCAAUAUGAAUAUAAAACACGAGUCACAAUGCCACGAUUUAAUUAGCUAUUCCAUUUUUUACAAUAUUGUUAUUAUUAUAAUUUGUAUAGACCGCGAAGGUUCGUUGUAUGCGAAUAUAAUGAGUGAACACGGUUUGCCUGGUUCAAACAACAGUAUGAAGUAUCCGUUAUGUGAAUGCAGUUUGUAGCUACCAUAAUUUUACAAUAUUUUCAGUUUUAUAUGGAAUUUCUACAUUUUUUACUUUCCUACUUAAGUUUGCUAAUAAAAUGUUUUAUAAUA
This is a messenger RNA of Colias croceus (clouded yellow), 5643 nucleotides long. RefSeq names its product zinc finger protein MSN2. The transcript has 3 exons. Gene Ontology annotation, biological process: regulation of transcription by RNA polymerase II; cell fate commitment. Gene Ontology annotation, molecular function: DNA-binding transcription factor activity; histone deacetylase binding; RNA polymerase II cis-regulatory region sequence-specific DNA binding. Gene Ontology annotation, cellular component: nucleus; cytoplasm. The record is from RefSeq and is a predicted model, not a curated record. Lineage: Eukaryota; Metazoa; Arthropoda; Insecta; Lepidoptera; Pieridae. The coding region runs from base 734 to 2452 and encodes 572 amino acids.